AUGAAGGUCGGACUGCUUUGCUUGGCAUGGCUGGCGCAAGCUGCCGCCAUCACUUUGCAAUCUGACGACGCCGAGCGCCCUACCACAAAGGUGGUGAAACUUUUGAAAUCCAUGCAGGAAACGGUGGAGAGCGAAGCCAAAGCCGACGAGGAGACGUACGACAAGUUCAAAUGUUGGUGCCAUGACAACACGGACGCCAAGACCAAGGCCGCUGCGGAGGCGGAAACCACCGCACGUGAGCUCAAGUCGCGCGUGGAAGUCCUUGCAGCCCAGAGCGAUCGUCUCAAAGGAGAGAUCGAGCAGGCGGAGGAUGAGGUAGCCAAGAACGAAGCAGCUCUCGACACGGCCAAAGAGUUGCGAAAGCAGCAGAACAAGGAAUACUUGGAUGAUGUGCAGCGCCUGGAAUCGGAUCUCAGCGGUGUGAAGAGUGCCAAGUCUGCGUUGAGCACCCCUGAAGCGGGUUCUUUUCUCCAGGCCAAGUCCAGUGCGCGGCCGGUGCUGCAGCAGCUAAUGAAAAAUCACUUUACCAAGCUGAGUGGUGAGGACCGUGAGACCCUGAACUCCUUUUUGCAGCGGGGUGAUGGCGUGGACGGCGUGAUGGGUGUUUUGGAGGGGCUGAAGGACGACUUCUCAGACGAGAUGGUGAAGUUGAAAGAGGCCGAGGCCACAUCGUUGGCGCAGUUCCAAGAGCUCGCGGCGGCUAAAAGUGCCGAGAUCAAAGCCGGCACGAACCAGGUGGAGGCAAAGAAAGGGGAGCGUGCCCAGACCAACGAGGAGCAUGCCCAGAAGAAGCAGGCAAUUAAGGACACCGAGGAGCUGAUGGGUGCUGACCUGUCCUUUGUGGAUGACGUGAAGAAGCAGUGUGCCGAAAUGGACGCUGAAUGGGACGAGCGGCAGAAGAUCCGUGCUGAGGAGGCCGAGGGUAUAUCCAAGGCCAUUGAGAUUCUGGAUGCGGAUGAUGCCCAUGCCAACUUCAAGAAGACCUUCUCUUUCCUCCAGGAGUCCGCCGAGCAUGCCGAGCACGCCGAGCCGAACCGCGCAAGAGCCGCCGCCCGUGUCUUGACUGAGGCCGGACAUACCGAUCCCCGCUUGGCUGCGCUGGCCAUGCAGGCGAAGAUCGACAAAUUCACCAAGGUGAAGAAAGCCAUGGACGACAUGGUUUUCACUUUAACAAAAGAGCAGGAGGAUGAGGUGAAGCAGAAGGACUUCUGCGUGCAGGAAUUCCGUGAGAAUGAGGUGGAGACGGCAGACAAGACGCGAGUACAAACCUCUCUGCUUGCCAAGGAGCAGGCUAUUGAUGUGAAGAAGCCGCAGAGUGAGAUCGAGACCUUGGAGGGAGAGGUGGCUGAGAUGCAGAAGCAGCUCAAGCAGGCGGGCGAGAACCGCGAGAAGGAGAAUGAAGAGUUUCAAAAAGUCGUGGAAGAUCAGCGGAAGACCCAGCAGUUGUUGAAGGAUGCGCUCGAUUCCUUGAGCAAGUUCUACAACAAGGAAGCCAUGAUCCAGGUCAAUGCCCAUCGCGCCCACGACCCAUCAGGCCCGGCACCGGGAGGUUUCAAGGACUACAAGGCCAACGAGAAGAGCUUCGGUGUCCUGUCCAUGUUGCAAAAGCUUAUCGAUGAUUCCAAGGCCAUGGAAGCGGAGUCCGUGCGGGCAGAGAAAAGCGCUCAGAAGGCCUAUGAAGCCUUCUCUGCGGACACGUCGAAGUCCGUGGAGAAGAAGGAGGCAGCCAUCUCGGACAAAAAGGCGGAGAAGGCGCGCCUUGAGAAGACUUUGGUCCAGACACGAAAAGGCCGCGAAGGUGCGGAGGACGCUCUCCAGAACCUUGCGGACACCAAAGCCGGUCUCCAUGAGAGCUGCGACUUCCUCAUGCAAAACUUCGAGGCACGGCAGGCGGCCCGCAGCGAGGAGAUGGACUCCGUCAAGAAGGCCAAGGCCAUCCUCUCCGGCGCCACCUUCGCGGAGAUCCAGUUGGAUUGA
Messenger RNA from Symbiodinium natans, 1977 nucleotides. The record is from the annotation of a GenBank genome assembly. NCBI's taxonomy places the organism in Eukaryota, Dinophyceae, Suessiales, Symbiodiniaceae.